Messenger RNA from Oppiella nova, 2579 nucleotides. The record is from the annotation of a GenBank genome assembly. Lineage: Eukaryota; Metazoa; Arthropoda; Arachnida; Sarcoptiformes; Oppiidae.
UUCUCAAGACAAUAUCGGCUCAAAUCAAGUCCGCAGACACCGAACGCAUCGGUGGAGGAAAGCCGACAGUUAUGGAGGUUUCGACCGCUUAUGUAGCCGUCGGCACAUCCCAUGGAUUUGUUCUCGUCUUCGACUUGCGACAAGUGAUGAAAUCAUGUCUUCGUACUAACGACUACUUGGGAUCCGUAUCGGCGCUGACCAUCAAGAGGGAUAACUCGCGACUGCUUUGCGGUUACAGCAGAGGAGGUGUCACUCUUUGGAACCUACAGUCGGGUGAACUCAUUAAGACAUUCACUGAAUUGCAUUCACCCAACACUACAGUACUUCAUCUGAAGUUUAUGUCCGACAAUAACUUCGGUGCUCUGAGUGACAGCAGUGGAUCUGUUUAUAUGCUGGACUUCAGAGGCAAUCACAUCGACUCUCAGUGCAUAUUCUCGGGAAGUCGCGGAGAAGUACUAGUGAUUGAGCCGUUGAUAAUACCGGAGCACUCAAAGGGAGGGGAUAUACAGAACUUUAGCCACAUUUGCUUACUAUCGAUGGCAACGGUGACCAAAGUUAUUGCGCUAACACUGAGGCCCGCAAUCAAUGUCCACUUCACACAACUUCUUAAGGCCAAAGGGACUACUCUUCCACUAAUUUGCUGGCAGUUCGUUAUGGUUCAGAUGACAGCCGAUGCCAGAGUCAUAGACCCGGUGCUGUCGUUUGCGCGACAAAACACUAUUUACUUCUUUCAGGCCAGCUAUAAGAGCGCAACCCGACUGGCGUUCACACCAUUAAUGCAGAUAAGCGUUGGAUAUGUGAUGCAAUCGAUUGUUUGGUUGAAUUCGCGGACAAUUGUGACGAUCGACGACACGGAGAAAAUGCAUGUCUUGGACGUGAAGUCUGAGGAGGAGCUGGAAGUGAUCCAAAUCGACACAAUAGAAAUGGUUUACGGAAGCGCUCACUUCAAGUCUCUGGAAAACGGACAGAACGUGAGUCUCGCGAUGUCUGCGGCCGCCGAGAGGGCCUGUUAUCACUCGACGUGUGUCUCAAACGCAACCCUUUCUAACAAUAACUCUUCGAAUCUACUUAUUCUUGGCGUCAGUUCUGUCCACUUGUUUGCGAUCAGGAGUUGGGCCGAAAGGAUAGACCUAUUGGUCGAUGAGAACAAAUACACCGAAGCUUUAGCUCUGUGUCUCUCUUUCUACAAGAAUACAGCGAAAGCUGUGAUCGGUUUGAGCGGAAAAAAGACCGAAAAGCGUGAAAUGAUAGCACAAAAACUGAUUGAAGUGUUAGACAAGUAUGUGAACCAAACGCUCACAGCUUUGUGUCCCGAAAAGGGAAGGAUUGAGGUUUUGGUGGAACACUACCGACACUUAAUCCCCACUUCCAUCCACUACUGUCUGGCCGUUGAAAAUAACUACCAAAUGCUAAAUCAAUUGUUUGAUAAAUUUUCUGACGAUUCAAUCGCCAAAACCAUAUUCUUAGACGCAUUAGAGUCUUAUGUAUUGAAUGGAGAGCUGAGGAGUUUGAGUCCAAUUAUAGCCAAAGAACUGACUCUUCAUUACGAACAGAAGAAGUGGUUCCACACAUUCGAGUCAAUUGUAACACACCUUGAGAUCACUUCUCUGGAUAUUCAUCAUGUGAUGACUGUUUGUCGCAAACAUUGUUUAUUCGAUGCCAUCAUUUAUAUCUAUAAUCAGGCUUUUGAUGACUAUAUGACUCCUUUUGAAGAGUUGAUCCGCAAAUUAGAGGUUUUUAUAGGAAAUGGACAGCAAUUGAGUGAUAAAGACAUUGAAUUGGGAAACAAACUAAUGGUUUAUAUGAGUUGUCUAUUGAGAGGUCUUUCGUUUCCAAACAAUCAGACCAUCGGAACAGAGAAGAAGACAAUUCUAGUCAGAGAUAUAUUGUCGCGGAUCUCCAAACCCAGUGAUCCUAACAGUGAGAAGAAGACAAUUCUAGUCAGAGAUAUAUUGUCGCGGAUCUCGAAACCCAGUGAUCCUAACAGUGGUUAUAAUAAUCCGUUUGAAGACAAAGAUUAUCCGAAUUUGAGAACACUUUUGCACUUCAAUACAAAACAAUUCUUAGAAAUUCUUUUAAAUGCUUUUGAAGGCUUUGACACCGAAAACAAUUAUCCAAAUUUGAGAACACUUUUGCACUUCAAUACAAAACAAUUCUUAGAAAUUCUUUUAAAUGCUUUUGAAGGCUUUGACACCGAAAACAGUUUUUUAACGGAUCAAAAGCAAAAAAUAGUGGAUAUUUUGAUACAAAUAAUGAUUGAGAAAAUGGGUUUCGACGAGAAAGAGAUCAGUUGUCUGUUUAUAUUUAUCGCCAAAUUAUUGUCAGAUAAGAGGAAUACUGUUGGCAUCAAAAAGUCACUCUUAGAUGAGAUAAUCGAAAAACUUUUUAUAUCCGAAGACCGGAAAUGCAGUGAAGAGAGAGAACACGUCUUAUUAGAGUUAUUGCAGUCAAAAGUGGGCCACACUUUGGAUGAGUUAGAGAUCUUACGAAUGGCACAAAACGAACAAAGAUUAUCCAAAUUUGAGAACACUUUUGCACUUCAAUACAAAACAAUUCUUAGAAAUUCUUUUAAAUGCUUU